AUGUCCGACGAGGCCAGCGGUCUCAACUACUACUAUCAAACCAAAUCUGGGGAGACUGUUUGGGAGCGUCCGAACGCCUUCGUGAUUCCCUUAGGCGUACUUCAAAACACCGCGCUCGCGCGAAGGCUGUCUAUGCGAGACCGUGGCGGGGAGACGAAUGGCAAAGGCUCUCAAAAGCAGCCUUCCGACACACCAGAACGGAUGCCAUAUCGUCGCUCCCGUUCGUAUACGUCGGACAAGGAUGUCGCGCAGAAUGGCCGCUCGUACAAAAGCGGUGGCGGCGCCCUAAACCCGCGCCCGUCACAGUCAUCCACGAGGAGCUCUCCGGGGCGCACACAGCAUCCCCCUCCUAGUCCCCAUACAUCUUCCCCGCGCACCGGCUCGUCUUCCAAGCGCCCGCCAUCCGGUCGCAAAUCGGUGUCGAGUCCUGAUCACCAGCAUGACAGCUCCGGUUCCCAAGCAGGACCACUUGCAUACGAACAAGGACAUCCGCUCGACCCCAUCCCUGGCUCUCCCUACAACACCGACGCGGCACCCUCACCAGCCCCGUCCGUAGGUGGACGCAAGUCGAUGUCGGGUACACCGGUAAACGGGCAGCGCGCAGGCACCCCGAAAAAAGACAGCAUUCCGCAGCGCAAGAGCACCGCCGAUGACUCCACGGUUGGCCGAUCUCGGUCAAAGUCUUCUUCCUACACGCAAUACCGCUCCCCGCAGCCUCAGAGCCUCAACGCCGCCCUCGAGAUGAUCGCACUGUCCAGCUCGCAGUCGUCUAAUUCACACGACAAGCCUGACGGAUCUGACAGCGGUCAUGCCGCGCGCUCCGCCACUCCGUCGUUACAGGAAUCGCCUCCGCGGGUCAGAAUCAACACUGACCCAAACCUUCUUGGAGUCGCUGCUCGCAGUGACCAGACCCACUCCAGCACCCCUCCUGAUACACCUCUACGAUUCAAGUUCAGAGGCAAGGACAAGAGCAGCGUACCCUCUACACCCAUGAAGCCUUCCCCUGUAGCGCCGCAGCCUAGGCGUAGUGUCUCUGGUCCAGCUGCUGCACAUUUGCGAGGGAAGUUCAUUAGUAGUCCCGUUCUGGAUCCUGAGGCUACUCGUCACAUGAGUCAACUGAUCAACCGAAAUAACGGCACACCCAUACCCAUUGACAUCUACCAGAACGCUGGACGCAAGUCAGAUGCUUCUUUGGACACAGGAAAAUAUCCGAUUCUUCCUGAUGACCUGGUGUCAGACAUCCAACGCUUCGCCGAAUCGGACUUUGCGCAUCGCUACUUCUCCACACACAAGACUGGGUUCAUCUUCAAGCGCACAGUCCCCGUCGCCCAGGUUAUGGCCUGGCAGAAGACGGCCAUCGCCGUACCUCUCCUUAACCUGAACCGUGCGUUGCACAAAGACGCCGUAAAGACAUUCAAAGUCAUCCAACGCCUCAUGGGUGACCGCGAACGCGAGCGGACGGGGGGAUACCCAUCGUCGCCUGUGAAGUCUUUCAACGGGUCUACAACGUCGCUCCCUCGCGUGUCUACCAACGCGCUAGUGGAAGAAGAGCGGUGGCUUCUUGGUGAAGGGCUAAGUCAUGGAGAGCUGCGGGACGAAAUCUAUUGCCAAGUGAUGAAGCAGCUAAAUGGCAAUCCAAGCAAAGAGAGCAUCUUCAAGGGGUGGCAGCUAGUCUGCGUGCUUCUUGUCACGUUCCCGCCCUCCAAGGACUUCGAGGCAUACUUGCGUUCGUACAUUCAACAAGCGACGAACCAGCACGAAGGCCGAAUCGACGUCAUGGCCAAGUACUGCUUGCGCCGCCUUGCAUACGUGUCGAAGAAGGGACCGAGAGGGAAACCACCAACUGUCGCAGAGAUAGAAACCGCUUCGGAUGCCGCCUUCCAUCCGUCGAUAUUUGGAGAGACGCUUGACGGCGUCUUCAGGUUGCAAGAGCGCAACUAUCCGGACAAGAAGGUGCCGAUCAUCCUACCCUUCCUCGCCGAUGGCAUUCUCGCGCUCGGCGGCACGAAGCACGAAGGCAUCUUCCGCGUGCCUGGCGACGGCGACCUUGUCUCGGACCUGAAGCUGCGCAUCGACAAGGGGUACUACAGCCUCGAAGGCGUAGACGAUCCUCACGUCCUUGCGUCGCUCCUGAAGCUCUGGCUUCGCGAGCUGUGCGACCCCCUCGUCCCCGAUGAGUUGUACAACGACUGCAUUACGUCGGCGCACAACCCAGAUGCGUGUGUGCAGAUCGUACAGCGGCUUCCGACGAUGAACCGCCGCGUGGUCCUGUUCGUCAUCAGCUUCCUGCAGCUGUUCUUGGAGGAGAAGAUCCAGAGCGUGACGAAGAUGACUGCGCCGAACCUCGCGCUUGUUAUGGCGCCAAAUCUCUUACGGUGCAACUCAGAAUCUAUGCUAGUCGUGUUCACCAAUGCACAAUACGAACAAACGUUCGUUCUCAACCUCUUGCUGCACUUGAAGUGUGCCGAGGUUGACUCCGACUUCGUGCCCACCCACGGGCAAGGCGCCAUCUCCCCUCGGCCGGCGACCCCCUCCGCUCCCCGCCAGUCGAAAUCUCGUCACCACCGUCCCAACUACUAA
Messenger RNA from Trametes versicolor FP-101664 SS1, 2580 nucleotides. RefSeq lists its product as uncharacterized. NCBI's taxonomy places the organism in Eukaryota, Fungi, Basidiomycota, Agaricomycetes, Polyporales, Polyporaceae. Gene Ontology annotation, cellular component: cytoskeleton; cytoplasm. Gene Ontology annotation, biological process: signal transduction. Gene Ontology annotation, molecular function: GTPase activator activity. The record is from RefSeq and is a predicted model, not a curated record. Bases 1 to 2580 code for a protein of 859 amino acids. The transcript is spliced from 7 exons.